Molecule: messenger RNA, 372 nt
Organism: Gossypium arboreum
Lineage: Eukaryota; Viridiplantae; Streptophyta; Magnoliopsida; Malvales; Malvaceae
Exons: 1
Coding region: 1-372 (123 amino acids)
Source: RefSeq, a predicted model, not a curated record
AUGAGGUUCGGUCGCAAGGACAAGUUGAGCCCUAGGUUUAUUGGGAUGUACCGUUUUCUGAAGCGAGUGGGGCCAGUUGCAUAUCAGUUGGAACUACCUCCGAAGUUUGACCGCAAUCAUGAUGUUUUUCACAUUUCGAUGUUGAGACGCUAUCGCUCUGAUCCUACGCAUAUUGUUCCGGUGGAGGACAUUGAGGUUAGACCAGAUCUGACGUUUAAGGAGGAGCAGGUCCAAAUUCUGGAUCGUGACAUUAAAGUUCUACGAAGGAAGUCUAUCCCCUUAGUGAAAGUGCUGUGGUGGAAUCAUAGCACCGAGGAGGCCAUUUGGGAGCCGAAAGACUCGAUGCAUCAGCAGUAUCCUCACAUUUUCUGA